UUGAAUCAGAAAAGCGUUUUGAAGUUGUGAAGGCCUUCAAUUCUGACCCGACCAUUGAUGUUCUUCUGCUUACGACACAUGUUGGUGGGCUUGGUCUGAACCUGACAUCAGCUGACACCCUUGUUUUCAUGGAACAUGACUGGAAUCCAAUGCGGGAUCAUCAGGUGUAUAGAUUUUAAUUUUACCUUUGUUGUCUGUGGCCUGUUCAUUCAUGGUAGCAACUUUUUGUCAUGAAUUCGUUCGUUCUUACUUAUCCUUUGGUGUAGCACAAUCAAGAAAACAAGAUUAUUUCAACCAAAUGUCCUAGUCAACCUCAUUGAAAAUUAGUCAGUUUUGAGUAUUACUAGAAUUUAUUGGCUUUAACUUUCCAUGAGUUAGAGGCCACUGAUGCAAUAUGUAGAAGGACUGUACCACCUUGUCUUUUCAUGCUUGUUAACUAGUAACUUAGUCCCUUGGAAGCUUGGGUUGUUUUUUCAUUCAUCAUAUGACUUGAGUGGUGUUUGAUAAAACUACAAAUUGAGUACUGAAAACUAAAUGUUAAAUUUUAAGUGCCGAAUGUUGAAUUUUUUAAUUCGUAAACUUUUUGGUAUUCACUAAAAUUUAAGUACUUAAUUGA
Ilex paraguariensis (yerba mate) is the source of this 616-nucleotide messenger RNA. The record is from the annotation of a GenBank genome assembly. NCBI's taxonomy places the organism in Eukaryota, Viridiplantae, Streptophyta, Magnoliopsida, Aquifoliales, Aquifoliaceae.